This is a messenger RNA of Cucurbitaria berberidis CBS 394.84, 1456 nucleotides long. Its product is annotated as alpha/beta-hydrolase. Bases 204 to 1373 code for a protein of 389 amino acids. The record is from RefSeq and is a predicted model, not a curated record. The transcript has 2 exons. Gene Ontology annotation, molecular function: hydrolase activity. NCBI's taxonomy places the organism in Eukaryota, Fungi, Ascomycota, Dothideomycetes, Pleosporales, Cucurbitariaceae.
GACAUCCCGAGUAUAUAUCAUCCUCUCUUUAAACGCUCCCAUACCUCUCCAUUGCCUUGCUAGUACCUCGCAGCAGGUCAAUUGAGCGCUAAACCCUCCUGGCCAAACCUGUCCUUGUCAUCGUCGUCGGUCAGAAGCUCAAUAGUCCCAUGGCUUGAGGUACUGCGCCUAUCGCAUCUGUCUUUCGUGUUGCGUUGAUCAAUAUGAUUCUUAGCCAAAUUUCUCAUUUGGAUUGCAUCGCUUUCCUGGUCUUCCUCGCACCGCAACUAUUGAUACAGAUUGGCCUACUACCAAUACUUACAUGGCUUGUUCCAGCGAUACCACAUCUAGCCUUGGUCAUACCCUACCAAUUCAUCCGAGAAAGAUUCUUCGUGCCACAUGAGCACCGCACGCCAUUCGUCAAGAAAGCAACACCAUUCCAGGACGUCGUCAUUCGCUUUGUACGCUAUGCCUUUGCCAAUAUGCCUGCCUUCCUUGGGCGUGUUUUCUUCUCAAAAGCUGUCUCAUUGCCGUUCCUACGAUUCCGGAUGCUACGGCACGGAAUCGUCACGAGUCCUAUACGGUGGACCGAGAUCAAGAGACCUAACUUCCGAGGUGUCUGGAUUGUUUACAACCAGCAAGAACAACCAGACAUCAUCGUAUAUUACUGCCAUGGUGGGGGCUUCUCCAUGGGCGGCAGUUUCUUCUACAUGGAAUUUCUACUUGCUUGGGUUUCACUUUUACAUGACGCUGGAUACCGCAACCCAGCCCUCUUCUCGCUGGAAUACACCUUAGUUCCAGACGCAACAUACCCAACUCAACUUCAAGAAACACUUGCAGGCUACGAGUAUGUCCUCUCCUUGGCUCAGUCAUCUACCCGCAUUGUUGUAGGCGGCGACUCCGCUGGCGCGACCCUGAUCUUGAGCUUCCUACUGUACAUGACGGGUCAUACCGAACUUCGACACCAGAGACCGGGAUUAGCCAUCAUGAUCAGCCCGUGGGUAACGAUUGUGUCCCGAAACAACCGCGAUACCGCCUCCGACUACCUAAAUAGAUCCUCCCUUGAACUCUACGGCCGCCAAUAUAUCGGCUCCAAAGUCGCAGCCAACGACCCCCUCGUCUCCCCGGGCUAUUGCAAAGACGUUAAGAAGUGGGCCGACGCCAGUCCGGUAAAGGGCUGGUACUUUUUGUAUGGCAGUGACGAGGUACUGGCAUCAGAGACGAUGGAAUUAGUAGGGCUGCUAAAGAGCACAGGCAAGGAGGUGGACACUUGGGUGGAUCAAGGCGGGAUUCAUGCAUGGCCUGUUGCGAGCUUGUAUCUGGGGGCGACGAGAGAGGAGAGAUUGGCGGGCUUAAAUAGUAUUGUUGGAGCUAUUAAGGAGAAGAUACCUUGAUAAGAUGCCGUAUUCAUUAUCUCCCAAAACACCGUGAAGGUAGUUCGAAGCCAAGUUCUCUCGCCGCUCUUUCGAGUCGUGCG